Messenger RNA from Hyposmocoma kahamanoa, 1497 nucleotides. Its product is annotated as L-threonine ammonia-lyase-like. The record is from RefSeq and is a predicted model, not a curated record. Gene Ontology annotation, biological process: L-serine catabolic process; L-threonine catabolic process. The transcript is spliced from 10 exons. Gene Ontology annotation, molecular function: threonine deaminase activity; L-serine ammonia-lyase activity. NCBI's taxonomy places the organism in Eukaryota, Metazoa, Arthropoda, Insecta, Lepidoptera, Cosmopterigidae. The coding region runs from base 29 to 1360 and encodes 443 amino acids.
CAGAUCAGAAACAUAAAGAAGAAGCACCAUGUCUUCCCGGAGAAAUGAAGAUCUGGAUGAAUGGUGUGACCCCGAAAACCCAAGAACACUUAAGUUCGAAGAUGUAAUAGCUGCGGCAGAUCUCAUCAAUCCACUCAUAAAACACCCUCCGUGUAUGGCCUCUCACCACCAAAAACAAUUUUGUAUGCCAUUGUAUUACAAAUUAGAAUCGUUGCAAAAGUCUGGGUGUUUCAAAGAAAGAGGUGCCCUGUGCGCUUUGUUGCGUUUGCCACUAGACAAAAGAAAAAUAGGGGUCGUAGUGGCCUCUCUCGGCAACGAAGCUAUUGCAAUGUGUUUCCACGCUGCAAAAUAUGGGGUUCCGGUGAUAGCUGUGAUGCCCAGUUACGUGCCCUUAUCCUACACACAGCGAUGUUACGCCAUGGGCGCUAAAGUAAUUGUGCAAGGAACCACGCUUUACGAUGCACAGAAAUUUGCCCGCGUCCUAGCCAGAGACAGAGGUUUAACUUACAUUAAUGGCCGAGAUCACCCAGAUGUAUUAGCGGGAUACGGAACUAUUGCAUUGGAGAUUAUGCAUGAAAUACCUGAAGUAGAAUUUAUAAUAGUGCCUAUUGGUACCGGAGGUCUCGCCGCAGCAACUGCCAGAGUCGUCAAGCACCACAAGACUAAAUGUCAAGUAUACGGUGUCCAAUCAGAGCAAGCACCGGCUUUCUUCAAACAUCUAGCCGACGAUAUGCCAGGCGUUGGAAUACCUGCCCGGCAUACUAUGGCAGAUGCCAUUGCCGUGUCACAUGUUGGCGUCAACUCCUACGUAAACGCUCAACCCGCUCUCGAUAAAGUGGUGCUGGUCAAAGAAGAUUGCAUAGCCCGAGCUGUCCUCCACAUGAUGGAAGUCCAACGAAUCGUGGUAGAGGGUGCAGCUGCGUGUCCGCUAGCUGCUAUUCUGAGCAACCAACUGCCCGAAUUGAGGAGUAAAAUUGUGGUAUGCGUAGUAACCGGCGGUAACAUGGACAAUAUGUUGUAUACUCGUGCUUUGGACAGAGGCAUGUCUGCCGAAGCCCGGCUCCUCAAAUUUAGGGUUAAAGUACAUGACUCGUCUGUCGAUGUUUCUCAACUCCUUAAACUCAUAGAGGCCGGCGGCCAUGGUAUAGUACAAUAUGAUGAAAUCCAUAAAUGGACGGAAGAUGAGCAGUACAAAAUGGAAAUUUCACUUGUAUGCCGCACUAUGGGUCUGGAUCAUGCAUUAGAAAUAAAAAGAUUAUUAGAAAAGGCUUACCCGUGCGAUGUCGUCUUCGAAACUGAGCCAUUUAAUGAUAAGAGAACUUGCCCGUGUUAUGUCUUCAAAUAUUUGCCAUGUGGAUAGUAGAAUGUAUAGGAUAUACACAGAAAAGUAUAUAAUUUUUUUACCAGGAAAAUUAUGUGUUGCUACAUUGUCAUAGGAGGCAACUCUUCAAAGUAAACAGAAACAGUAACAUCAAAAUAUACCUAUAAUGUUCACGA